Molecule: messenger RNA, 1727 nt
Organism: Eptesicus fuscus (big brown bat)
Lineage: Eukaryota; Metazoa; Chordata; Mammalia; Chiroptera; Vespertilionidae
Gene: HSD17B11
Product: hydroxysteroid 17-beta dehydrogenase 11
Exons: 7
Coding region: 153-1058 (301 amino acids)
Cellular component (GO): lipid droplet
Molecular function (GO): oxidoreductase activity, acting on the CH-OH group of donors, NAD or NADP as acceptor
Source: RefSeq, a predicted model, not a curated record
AACGGUUUCGGAGUUGUUUGUUUCUGUUUGAUAAAGGAGCCCUUCCUAGCUCCGGCUUCCACUCUCUAUAGGGUUAGACGGAACAACCCUCGCCCUCCCCUUCAGCAACUUAGAGGGACUGGUAAACACACCAAAUCCUCGCAGCAACAAAAAUGAUAAAAUUCGUCCUGGACUGCCUCCUGCUUCUGCCCUUACUGCUCAUCUUCGUCUUAGAAUCUCUCCUGAAGUCUUUUAUUCCUAAGAAGAGGAAGUCAGUCACUGGAGAAAUCGUCCUGAUUACGGGAGCUGGGCACGGAAUCGGGAGACUGACUGCCUAUGAAUUUGCCAAGCUUAAAAGCAAACUGGUUCUGUGGGAUAUAAAUAAGCAUGGAAUUGAGGAAACGGCUGCUGAAUGCAGGAAACUGGGUGCGCAGGCGCAUGCCUUUGUGGUAGACUGCAGCAACCGAGAAGAUAUUUACAGUUCGGCGAAGAAGGUGAAGACAGAAGUUGGAGAUGUUAGUAUUCUGGUAAAUAAUGCCGGUGUGGUCUAUACAUCAGAUUUGUUUGCUACACAAGACCCUCAAAUUGAAAAGACUUUUGAGGUUAAUGUACUUGCACAUUUCUGGACCACCAAGGCAUUUCUUCCCGCGAUGAUGAGGAAUAAUCAUGGCCAUGUUGUCACUGUGGCUUCAGCAGCUGGGCAUACUACAGUUCCCUUUUUAAUGGCUUAUUGUUCCAGCAAGUUUGCUGCGGUGGGAUUUCACAGAGCUUUGACUGAAGAACUGGUGGCCUUAGGAAGAACUGGAGUCAAAACAUCAUGUCUCUGCCCUAAUUUCAUAAACACUGGCUUCAUCAAAAACCCAAGUACCAGUUUGGGACCCACCCUGGAACCUGAGGAAGUGGUGAGCAAGCUGAUGAAGGGAGUCCUGACUGACCAGAAGAUGAUUUUUGUUCCAUCUUCGAUAAAGCUUAUAACAGUGCUGGAGAGGAUGCUUCCUGAGCGUUUCCUGGCACUUUUAAAACGGAAGAUCAAUGUUAGGUUUGAUGCAGUUAUUGGAUAUAAAAGUAAAGGAGAAUAAGUGCUUGGUUUUUUGGAAAUUGAUUUAUCAGGUUUAAGUUGAUUUCAUCCAAUGUUAAUCAGAAUUUUAAUGUUUGGACCUCUGCUUUUCUUAUCUUAUCUUUUUUUUUUCUUCAAUAUCACCUUUUGAGGCUCUGGCGGUCCUCAUUUAUUAUCACCUGUUCUUUGGCUGAAAGCGAAUUUCAUGUAAUACAAAGAGAGAAAUAUCUGAGCAAUUGCCUUGUGGAAAAUGGAGGAAAAGAACAAAAGCAGUUUUACAAUAAUUUCUGAUUGUGUGGCUCAUCUGAAGGCUUUGCAAAAUUUGUACUAUGAAUGUUUAAGAUAUAUUUUUAUUUUUAAUUACACUUAACUUUUAUAUAAUUCACAUGUUUCUUUUCCCUAUUGUACAUAAAAUGGAAAUCUCAAGCUCUUUAAAUAUAAUGAAGGACUGUAUCUAGUAGCAUUGCACAAGGAAUUUUUACGUGAUGUAAGAAAUGUUCAAACAUUUUGUCCUACACAUCACCCCUGUUUCCUGAGAAAUACCUCAUAUUUCAGUGACAAACAUUUCAGCACAGGGAAACUGGAAGUGGACACAUGUUGCAAGUAAAAAAAACCGUCAUUGGGAUUUCAGGUAGAGAAAUGCAAGAAUGUACGCAUAAGUGACAGUAAUAAUAAAUGGAUCAAACUUAAA